AUGGCUGACUCUUCACAGAAUGUGCAGCAAUACUUUUGCAUCGAUUGCAAAGUUAUCUAUGCUCCCCCUAAUUCUGUCUUCUGUCCUCAUUGCCACCGCCCCAUAUCACUUUCCAAAAUGAGACGUCCUGCUGGAUAUGAAUCCAUUGAGAGGUAUCGGGCAUCUCAAGCUUCUUCUAAGAAGCCAGCUCCCAGAUCUUCACUGAGGAAGAUGGAACAAUUGGAGAUCACUCCACAUUUGCUGGAAAAACAACCCAAGUGCCCUAUAUGCCAAGAAGAAUUUGAACUGGAAGAGAAUGUAAAAGCCAUGAGAUGUGGCCAUUAUUUUCAUGAAGCUUGCAGCCAGUCAUGGCUUGGAGGUCAGAAAAACGAAUGUCCUUUUUGUAAAGCUACCUUACCCCAUGCUGGUUCCUGCUCAACUCCUUCAUCGUGUACUCUGACUUAG
This is a messenger RNA of Neltuma alba, 444 nucleotides long. RefSeq names its product E3 ubiquitin-protein ligase RZF1-like. The transcript has a single exon. Lineage: Eukaryota; Viridiplantae; Streptophyta; Magnoliopsida; Fabales; Fabaceae. The coding region runs from base 1 to 444 and encodes 147 amino acids. Gene Ontology annotation, molecular function: ubiquitin protein ligase activity. The record is from RefSeq and is a predicted model, not a curated record.